Molecule: messenger RNA, 1863 nt
Organism: Amyelois transitella
Lineage: Eukaryota; Metazoa; Arthropoda; Insecta; Lepidoptera; Pyralidae
Exons: 5
Coding region: 93-1421 (442 amino acids)
Source: RefSeq, a predicted model, not a curated record
AUACACCCCCCCGUCACCACCCAACACCCCACCCCCUCCAGGAUUUCAACGAUGCACGACGCAUUUGCAAAAAUUAGCACCAAAUUUUACCAAUGAUGCGGCGCGGGUCGAUGGCAAUGGUUGGCGGAGGCGAGCCGCUGAUCGUGGUGGAGGAGAGUGGUUCCGAAGACGCGGAGUCUUCGCCCAAGUCCACUGCGCCAACCAGAGGACUAUCCGUUGACCAGGAGUCACUACCAGACCCCUUCCAUUUGUCACCGUGGCUCGAGACUCGCAAACACAGCCUGCCGACACCAUCGUGCACAUCAGGCAUUACUGCUAGUCAGGUUCGCCGGCUAUCUGAAAGGGGCGAUGAUGCAUCUCUUGAAGCCUUUGAGAAAAUAUUUUUAGCAACUCUAAGCCAGCAGCAGGAACCGCGGUCUGAUGGUCGCAGACAUUCCGUGGUGGUAAUAUCGCGCGUGCCGCCGGCGAUGUUCGGCGCCCGUCGUCGAGAGUCUGUCGGAGAUUUUCCCACUAAGAAACGUGGCCGCAGAGACUCGGACGCGAAAAAAUGUCCACCAGCCCUCGAAACACUCGGCAGUACCCACAACCUGCAACUGGAUAUAAUGGAUGAUAUUGUCCAAGCCCGCAAGGUGCGCAUGCGUCUCUGGAACACCUCCAAUGAACGGGUGUGUGAAGUUCAGCCAUUGGACGAACGUUCACCAAUGAGCGGCUCCGUGCGCUACACGAAUCGCGGACGCAGGCAUUCCGACUUCGUAGGCUCACCGCUGCCCCCACUACCAGCUCGCCGCAGGGCUUCUGAAAUGCCCCCACCACCACCCAUUCCGCCACGUAUAGGCGCAGGGGUAGUCUGCACCGAUACUGAUCUCCAUCACAUGCUCAAUGCACUCACCUCCUCGGCCACAGAAAUAGACCGCUGCGGAAAACCAGAGCGCGAACGAACAAGGCGCCUCGCAGACAUCCGCUCCAGCAGUUUUGAUGCCUCUUCAUUUAGAGACAAACCCGCAGAUUCAGGCACUACUUGGUUCGCAAGGCGGCAUCAGACACUAGAGACGAAGAAAAAGGAAACUGAAGCUAAAAAGGGCAAAGUGACGUUCGCACCAGACUCAAAACCAGGUGACGCCGCAGCGGUAGUAUGGGAUCGCCCAUCAGGAUCUGUCGUCGACGCGAGUGCUCUUGGUAGUGCCAUAGAAGUGUUUCUUCGAAAGAGCGGAGCUGGGGAAGCUGGGCCGUCAACUUCAGGCUCACCAACUGUGAAGGAUGCGAAGGAUAUUCGGCCGAAAUCGAGAGACAUUCCAGGACCCAGUAAACCAGCCGGGCGUGCCGAUGGUGAACGUUGGGUUGCCAACAGGCCUGAGGAAGAGGAGGCUGCGGAAGGAUGCGAUGCCACUCUUUGCAGGUCGCUAAAAGAUCUUUUCGUGUAGAAUGUCGUUACGAUUGAAUUCUUGUAAAUUAAUUACCUAUAGUUGUCAAGUAAUGACUCGUAUUUAGAUAGCGAGAGAGCGGUGCCCUCGUGCGCACUUAUUGUACUUUAUGAAUCUUUCAAUGUGAUAGACCACGCGCCGACGCCGGUCGUCCUGUCGACUGACGACCGACAUCUGCUUCGCGUGAAAUUAUUUUUAGAGUAAAUUCUAUUUUUCAUUGUAAAUUUUUUGAUAUUAGCGAUCAAAAUAUUGACUUAUUGUUAGAUAGAAAAUUACAUUCGUGAUUGAGGGCGCGCGUUUUCCACGCCGAGUGCGAUCCCCCUCCCCCGCGCGCUCCGCCCCGCCCCGUCUCUACCCGCAAUCUGUGUCUUGUAAUCCAGUGUUACCAUUAACAAUUAACUUUAUCAUAUAGCAGACAAUUAUUGAGGAGACGUCGGGAGAA